GGUGACACGCUCCCCUCUCUCUCUCUCUCUCUCUUACUCGCUCUCACUCACUCUCUCCCUCCCUCGCCUUCCCUCACCUGCCCGGCCGAGGGAAAGUAUUAAGUGUAUUACAUUGCACGGGAGGGAAAAAAAAGAGCAAUGAGAGGAAAGUAGAAAAAUAAAAGAGGAGAGAGAAAUUUCCCCUCACUCAAGUUUUAUUAUUUUAUGUUUUGCUUCGUUUUCUUAAGUUUGAGGAGACUUGUGUUGAUGUUCUUGUGAGUUAAAAGGAAGAAGAAGAAAAACGAGACGAAGAAGGAAGAAAAAAAGGAGGGAAGGAAAAACAGACUUGAGAAACGCUAUAUAAAAACACGUGAAUUCAAAGGAUUUUUCUACGACCUAAGUGUCUGUUUGUGUUAGUUUGUUUGUUUGUGCGUGACACGUGGUUCAAAGUCAUCCGCAUCGUUUUUGCUUUACUUCGUUUCCUUUGUUUUGUUUGUUUUGUUUCACGUGGGUUCAAUUUUCUUAUGGUGGUAGUGUACAACUCCACCACCACCACCACCACCUCCAUCAUCGCCACCAUCAGCUCAACCACCACUGGAUCCACCACCACUCCUCGCCUUAUAUCCUCGUCCUCCAAAUCCUCCUCCUCCUCCUCCUCCUCCUCCUCCUCUUCCUGAGUCGUCCAUCUUCGUCAGGAUAUUAAAGAAAAAGUGGCUGGACGUCCCCCAGGUCGACGCUCCCGCCGCAAGCGCGGCGUGGUCGGUCCCAUCAUGCAACUCAACAACCGAAGGGCGACAACCACUGCAAGCAACCACAAUAACAACAACAAUAACAACAAUAACAACAACAAAACAAGCAAGCCUCCCACUACCACUAACACCAACACCACCAACACCACCACCACCACCAACACCACCACUGCCACCACCACCACCACCGAGAAGACAACCACCAUCACCACCACUGCCGCCACCACUGCCACCACCACCAUCACUGCCUCCACCACUACCACCACCUCCACCACCACAUCGCUUCCCGUGGUGGGGUGCGACUCACAGAAGGGCAGCGCGGAAGGUGAGACUGACAUGGCGGCCGCAACGGCGUCUCCAGAGCCUAAGGGCACGCUGACCCCCCCAGGCUCCUCCCCCCUGAGGGCGGAGUGUGACCCCAGCCAAGACUCCUCCCACGGCUCCACCCCCCCAUCGCCAGAGGCUCCCCCCACUCCAGACUCCGCCCACAUGGCCGCGGAGCCCACCAAUCAGAGAGCCAUGCGUCCUCAGUCCACCAAUGACGAGGCGGAGAGGCACCUGCUGACCAAUGAGGAGCCGCUAUCGGGGGCCAAGAAGAGGAAGGCAACGCGGGUUCACAAAGUAGAGACGGAGUGCGGGAGCGAGGGCGAGGCCGAGGCGGGGGCGGGCGUUGGCAGCUUCGUGUGUCCGGUGUGCCAGGAGGUGCUGCCCUCACAGCACGACUUCACGCAGCACAUCCGCAAGCACAAUCAUGUUCUGGAGGGCGACAACGGAGCCAAAGUGUACUGCUGCGGUAUCUGCCAGAAGCAGCUGAGCAGCAACAGCUCGCUGGACCGACACAUGCUGGUACACUCCGGCGAGCGGCCCUUCCGGUGUCACAUCUGCGGCACUCACUUCACCACCAACGGCAACAUGCACCGUCACAUCCGCGGCCACCUUCGCAACGGCGGCGGCGGUGGCGGUGGUGCCAGCUCCGACACUGGCGAGAGUGACCUGGGCUCGGAGGAGGCGCCCAGCUCUCCGUACAAGCGGCCACACGACGACGAUGACAGUGGCGCGGCGCCCCCCAAGCUGGUGCGGCUGGAUGCGGAAGAGGAGCUGGCGUGCCCGGCGUGCGGCGUGGAGCAGCCCAGUCAGCACGCCCUCGAACAGCACGUGGAGGCCGUGCAUCCCGAGUACCAGGUGUCAUGCUCCAUCUGCCACGUGGGCUUUAAGAACUACCGCGGCCUCCACCUCCACAACUCCAUGAAGCACCCCGCCGCCGCACCGCCCCACCUCCACCUCACCCUCACCGACUUUUCCACCUCCAAAUUCCCGCUCAUCGCCAAGGAGGUGUGCGAGGCGUCCAGCCGGAACGAGGCCGCGGCGGACGAGGGCGUGGGCAGCCACCGGUGCCACAUGUGCCGUAUCACCUUCCCGUGCGCCGACUCGUGGCUCAUGCACAUGCGGGAACACACAGCAGCAGCAGCCUCCCCGGCACCCCUAAGGUGCCGACCCUGUGACCUGGACUUCCCAAACAUGGUGGAGCUGACGCGCCACCACCAGCGACACCUGUGUGAGGAACCGCAGCCUCGUAAGGAGAGCUUCCUGGCGGUGCUAGACCUCCUCAACAAGAAGAACCGCGAGGCCUCUAUCACACCCCUCGGCUUGCCCGGGCACGAGGGUUUUCUGGCGGGGGGACUACGGCCGCCCCUUGGGUUACCUCCACCAGGACAACACUCCCCGGCACCGGCGGACUCUGCCAAGGCUUCACCGGAGCACCCGACGCCGAGCCGCAUCGCAGCUGCGCCCGCCGCCCCCGGCAGCAGUGGGCAACACCUCCUCGGUCCGGGGCAGCUGCUAUCCCAUGACGAGCAGUUCGCCCGCGGCUACCGCGACAUGAAGCUCAACGGCCAGUACCCGUGCCGCCUGUGCAAGGAAAUCUUCGCAAACCUGCGGAAGCUCAAGUCUCAUAAUUUAGCACACAUGGUGGCGCCGCCUUACCGCUGCAACUUGUGCUCCUUCUUCAGUAACGACAAGAACACCCUCAAGGAGCACAUGAAGAGCCACAAGGGUGACACCCCUUACGAGUGUACCCUGUGCAACCUCGCCUUCACCACCAAGGCCAACUGUGAACGGCACAUCAAGAACAUCCACGGCCGUCAGUCCCGCGACGAGAUCAAGGUUUGCAUGAACUUCCAUCCGUCCGAGGACGGCGGCAGCAGCGACGGUUCACUCGACACUGUCUGCCACGUGUGCCACAUUGACUGCAAAGCGCGCUCCGUCCUUCGGGAUCACAUGCGCUCCUCCCACCCCGAGGGAGUCACCAAGCCCUUUUCGUGCAAGCUGUGCGGCGGCGCCUUCAGCUCGGAGAACGACGUGAUGCGGCACGUGAUCCAGCAGCACUCCGAGGCGGCGUCCGGCCGCACGCUGGGCAGCCUUGUGGAGACGCGACCCCUGGACCAGGACCUCACGCCCGUCGAGUCGCUCCUCAACUUCUCUAAGCUGCACAUGCCCGUGCCCCUCACUGCCCCCCACCCUCCCCCGCCUCCACAGCCCCUCCCGCUCACCUUCUCCCCCAAGCCACCCAUGCCCAUGCCUAUCAUGGUACCACACCGGCCUCUCACACCCCCGUUGCCGCCCAUGCCCCUGGAGACGGACGAUGCACCCCUGGACCUCAGCAUGAACUCAAAGAGGGACGAGGAGAGGGAGAAGUUUGAGGAAGAGGAGGAAGAAGAGGAAGAGGAGGAGGACGUGGACGUGGAGGUGACAGAAGUGAAAAUGGAGCAGGAGCAACCCGAAGACCUUUCCAAGCCUCGCCGGGAAUCUGAAGAAGAGGACGCCCCCGAGCGGAGUCCCAAGUCCUCCCCUGAGUAUCCUGCCGAUGUGCUGAAGAUCCCGCGGCCGCCCUUUCCCCUGAGCGUGUACCCUCAGCCGCUGUCCAGCCUCUGCGGCGCCUUCCCGCCCACCCAGUACCCCCUCUUCAUGAGCCAGUACCGCAUGGGCCAUCCAUUCGACACCGCGCUGCUGGAGCAGUACCAAAAGGAACUGAAACGUGGCCUUCACCUCACGUCCGGGGGCGGCCUGCUGGGGGGCGGCUCCCCAAUGCUGCCUCACACCACCUCCUUCCCUCUGUCCGCCCUCGCCGUGGCCGCCGCCAAGACUUUUCCUCUCCGCAUCCCGCGGCCCGAGGCGCUGCGACCUGAGCCGCGUAACACCGAAGACCAAGGCGAGGACCCGCCCGCUGCUCCCGAGGCUCCGGCCCCUGCACUGCCGCCGCCACCACCGCCACCGCCGCCGCCAAAGCCCAUCGAUGAGGACGUGAUGCACUUCACGAUGCGCAACUCCGUCCUCAUGAAAAAGCCCAAACAGCGGCGUUACCGCACGGAGCGGCCGUGGCGAUGCGACCUGUGCGACAAAGGCUUCACUUUGCGGUCCAAUAUGGAGCGGCACAUGAAGCAACAACACCCUGACGUCUGGCAGCAGCGACCCCGCGGCAGUGGCAGCACUGGCGGCGGCGCCGCCGCGCUAGCCGACGAGGAGGUUUCAGGAGUGCCCCGCGAGACGCCGCACACGAUCUCCAGUGCCGUGCGUGAGCAGCUGAUCAUCAAAAUCGAGAAAGAGGCAGCCGAUGAGAGAGAAGAGUCGCGCGUCAAGGAGGAGGAGGAAAAAGACCUCAUCAUAGAUGACGGUGCCGAGGAGGAAAGAGAGGAAGAAGAGGAAGAGGAAGAGGAGGAGGAGGAGGAGGAGGGAGAAGAGGAGGAAGAAGUGGAGGAAGAGGAGGUGCAAGAGGAAGAAGAAGAGGUGGCGAUGGGAGAAGAGGCUGGGGAAGAGAGGCACCAAGAGAACAGCUGUCACAGCAGCGAGGAGCGAGGCCGCGAGGAUGGCGGAGCAGAUCUGGCCAGCGUCCACAAGUUGCUUUCCACGGCCUCCAGUCAAAGCUUUCCCUUCUUUGGCAGCGAGGGCGAGGAGGACGGUCCCAACGAGGACGACUCCGCCUCCUCUGCAUCUCUCUCCGAGGAAGGGAAGCGCAGCGCUUACUCCUCGGCGCCACAGAAACAAAAGUGUCCCUUUUGCCAACGAAAGUUCCCGUGGUCGAGCUCGCUGGUGCGCCACAUCCGCACGCACACGGGCCAGAAGCCGUACCUGUGUCCCGUCUGCCACUUUCCCUUCACCACAAAGUCCAACUGCGACCGUCACCUGCUUCGCAAACACCCGGACUCCCCGCACACCACGGGGGGCGACAGGCCCUACCGCUGCUCCAAGUGUCCCGGCGCAGCCUUCACCAACAUUGAGAGUCUCCGGAAGCACGAGAUGUUCAAACACGAGAAGGCGAGUGACACGGCCAUCCCGCGAGAUGAUUCCCGGCCCUUCCGCUGCCACGUGUGCGAGGCGCCGCUGGCCACGAGGGACGCGGCCAUGAUUCACCUCACCAAGUCCCACCCCGAGAACGCCCAGAACAUCAUCAACACUGACACCGUCACGCCCGAGAACAACAACGAACCGCUCUCGCCCACCGACACCACCAUCACCACAGAGAAGGUGAGCUGCAUGUUCUGUCUGCAGCGGUACUGGAGUCUGGCGGAGCUGAAGCAACACAUUACCGAGCACCACACACGCCCCAUCACCCCCGUGCCCAUCACCUCCAUCACCCCCAUCACCCCCGACGAGAAGCCCGCCUACCUGCCCCCACCACACCCCAGUAAGGAGGUGAAGGAGGAGCGGAAGGAGGAGCCUGAGGGGAGUGACUUUAUCUCUGAUCUCCUGGGGACUAAAAGAGCAGUUGUGGACCAUCUCCUCACCUCGAAGUCAGCGGACGACGCGGCGAAGCUCCUCGGCGUGCGGUAAUGGCGAGAUGGAGAGCAGCCUGUGUAGAGUUAAUUAACCGCGGCAGCGAGGUGUGAAGGGGAGCUGUCACACGCACAUCAUAUCACACACACACACACACACACACACACACACACACACACACACACACACACACACACACACACACACACACACACACACACACACACACACGUGGAGGGAGGCGGGGCUCUCAGUGGCCUCCCGUAGCUGAGCAGUGCAAUGUUAGUGUCAUAGCUUGUAGACGAUGUUCUUAACGAGACCUCUCCUUUUUUUAUAUUCAUUGUUACCUUAAUUUCCGACAUUAAUGCAUUCACAGUUUGCCUUGAAAUUCAGUAAUUCGUGCCUUGACAACGUGGCCUAGACACCUCUAAUAACGCGUAAGUUGAAUGUGUUUUGUAUAUAGUCUGUAUAUAAACAACUCGGUGGUUAAAUUUUUGUUCGUUCAUUACAUUUAAUUACUUUUCGUCUGUGAUGCUUUAACUCCCAAGUUGAUUUUGUUGUUAUUUGUUAUUUUUUUUUUUUUUUUUUUUUUUUUUGUUCGCUUGUACAGUACCUGCCAAAUAUUAUUAUCUUGUAGUGUUUUCUUUAGUUGCCAAUAUUUCCAACAUUUUGUUCAAAUACAAGGGGCCAAAAUCAUUUGUCUUGUGCCUAAGCUUUUCAUUUAGCAUUGAGUGGGCGUGAAGCGGGAGGGGGGUGGGGGGGCAGGGCGGGGGGCGGCGCCAAGAAUGAGAGCAUAUCUUACCUUAGAUCAAGGACAAUCUUCGCGGAUCAGGGAUUGAGUAGUUUACCUUAUCCUUAUUUAUACUUAAGUAGGUCUUCUUCUCCAAAGUAUUAAGGCUCGAGGCCAAAGUUACGAUUAGUGUCUGUAUAUAAGUAUUAGACGUAAUAAUUUAUCUCAUAUCUUUAAGGUUACACUGUCAUUCCAAAGUUUGUAUAUUUAUACAUUUCAACAUGACUUUUCUUUAAGAUAUGUUGUGUUCCUAUUAGUUUAUGUUACUAACACGUCCAUCUGUACCUCAAAGCCGCGCCCGCCGCUCCGGGGCGCGCGCGGCCGCCUGUCUCACAUUCCAUUACCUUGUCCUUAAUACCUGUGAACUAACUGAUUAAUUAAUAUAUUCCAUGCAGUGAUUGCAUGUCCAAAGAGGUUUGUUGUGUGUUGGUUCGUGUCCAAGUGAGUUAUUUUUUUCUGAAUUUACGAAGGAUGUUAUUUUUUUAUUAGGGGGGAGGGGGUUACCGAACAGUGUACGGAAUCAUUUUAAGAUACUUAACUUUAAAUCACCAAUUGAUCUCUAAACUUAUUAAACAUUGUGACAGCUAUAACUAUUAUUAUCAUUAUUACUACCAUCAUCUUGUACGGCAUUACUUGAAGCGCCUUUCUCUUCUGUAACAAUAUUUCGCUGUGUGACUGACUGACUGCCGCUUGGUCACUCUUUGUCCAGUGUUGUUCCAUCUCACCUUGUUCCAAUGUGUGUUUUUGUUUGUGUUAAAAGCACCACAAAAUAAUAAAAAAAAGCUUUGGAAUAAAUAGUUGUGAUUCAGA
Eriocheir sinensis (Chinese mitten crab) is the source of this 7098-nucleotide messenger RNA. RefSeq names its product ras-responsive element-binding protein 1-like (gene peb). Gene Ontology annotation, molecular function: DNA-binding transcription activator activity, RNA polymerase II-specific; RNA polymerase II cis-regulatory region sequence-specific DNA binding. Gene Ontology annotation, biological process: regulation of transcription by RNA polymerase II. Gene Ontology annotation, cellular component: nucleus. Lineage: Eukaryota; Metazoa; Arthropoda; Malacostraca; Decapoda; Varunidae. Bases 750 to 5555 code for a protein of 1601 amino acids. The record is from RefSeq and is a predicted model, not a curated record. The transcript is spliced from 6 exons.